CUCAGCAUGCGGGUCUGGCCUUUGAAUAGUGGGGGUUGGAGGAAGCGUGGGGUUUCACCUCUGACCUCUGAAUCAACUGAAUCAACCUCACAAUUUGAUUCACUACAACUCUUCGAAACCUACUCCAAACCCGUGAAUCGUUACAAUGACAGGUGACACACACCGCAAGAUCUGUCAACCCCUCCACCCCGCCAUUCGUGACAGUCUAGAUUCCCAAUAUGUCGCCUAUCAUGAGGCGCAUCUGCAGUAUAUCGAAAGAGACGAGAUCAAUGACUGGGACGGCUCGAUACGUACUAAGAAACAUUCCCUCCCUCCUGGAGGAACAAAACCUAUUCCCGUAGGGAGCAUCAGCGAUUAUGACGUUGCUAGAUUCCGAGUGAGAGUUUACACACCAACAGGCCAAUGUGAUGAGCGAGGCUGGCCUGUCCUCGUCUGGUUUCACGGUGGUGGCUGGGCAGUUGGAGGACUCAGUAAUGGCACCGAUCUUUGCUGCUGGGCUUGUGAGAGAGCGCGGUGUAUAGUCGUCAGCGUAGACUAUGGGCUGGCCCCUGAAAACCCAUUCCCAGCUGCAGUCGAGGAUGCUAUUGGCGCCGUGAGAUGGGUCGCAUCUUGUCCAGCUGAACUACAAAAGAUAGACACCUCCCGUAUUUCCGUCAGCGGAACAUCAGCUGGUGCUAAUCUGGCGAUUGUCGCUGCAUUAUCUGCAUCGAACCCAGAAGUCCCUUUACCGACAGCUCAACCGUCACUCCUAAACACUAUUACACCCCCCCCUAUAUCAUUGGUCUUAUUCAUACCGGUUGUUGACAAUACUGCCACAGCUGAAGGGGUAUGGAGGCCCAAUGCCGAGACUGCACCUUGGCUUACACCCGCACGAAUGGAGUAUUAUCGUAAGCUUUACUUUACUCAAGAUGAUCAUCGCUCUCAAUGGGACGCAAGCCCUAACCUCGCCCCCGAAUCUCUCUUAAGAAAGCUUCCAAAGACGUGGAUUGCUGUUGCAGAGAUGGAUAUUCUCGCACCAGAGGCACUAGCUUUUGGGGAGCAGUUGAGGGGGUUGGGAGUUAGUGUGGAAACGUUGCUGGUGAAAGGCGGAACACACUCUAUUCUUUCUCUUCAUGGUGUGAUUGAUAGGGGGUAUAGGAUGAUAGAAGAUGCUGUCAAACACCUACAAGUGACUUUUGGCACGGGCUAACAUCCGAAUGCAGCGGGAAUAUACUUCUUAAACUACUCGGAGACACAUAGGGACUAUUCAUAAGAUCCAUAUAAUUCACUACCGACAAUACGUCCCUUCAACAUUUGUGCCACCCUAUCAAUGCCUACAGGCUUCCCUAUACAUAACUUGGUGAUUGUUUCCGACGCUUGUUCUGAUCCUCCCACGUACACACACCGAACCAAGCCUAAACUGCAACAGCUUCGCUCGUGGGUGUCUUUCGGUCUGAAUCCUCCACAGACUCUUCACUAGUCAUGGCAUUGUUUUUGCGGUUGCGGAAGCCCCAAAUGCCCUUGAGACCACCAUCAUCCAGCUCCAACAGCCCCUUCAUACACAAGGCGGGAUGAAAGAUAUUGAGAACGGCCACAGCAACAACGAUCAAGAUUCCCUCAAACCCAACAAACAUAUACUGAUGACCCAUGAGGGGUCCCUUCCAGCCUUCGGAUAAUUCCGCAACCCGGAAGGCACUUCUCCAAAGAAUGCAGAAUGCAGAGAGUGAUAGAGCGCAGAGAAAAGCUUUCAACCGACGAGAAUUGCGGACUUUGACGAUUUCAGAGCGCUGGUCAAAGGCUUCUUCACCGAGGGCACGCUGACGACGGAUAGUUCGAAUGGAAAAGUCGACUGAGCAAGCAAUAAAAGUGAGAAUCGUGACAACCUGGAAGGCGAGUCCUGCUAUCAUGAUGUUUGUGCCUAGGUCUGCGCUUUUGUACUGUUGAGAAGCAACGGACGCCAUACCGCCCCCAAGAGCUUGAAGGACUAGAGAGACAACAUCGCAAGGGAUGAACUAAAGAGUGGGUAUAUUAGAAUACAAGUUCGAGUAAUAUCCACAAUAGAAUGACUUACA
Fusarium odoratissimum NRRL 54006 is the source of this 2051-nucleotide messenger RNA. RefSeq lists its product as uncharacterized. The record is from RefSeq and is a predicted model, not a curated record. The transcript has 2 exons. Bases 146 to 1189 code for a protein of 347 amino acids. Lineage: Eukaryota; Fungi; Ascomycota; Sordariomycetes; Hypocreales; Nectriaceae. Gene Ontology annotation, molecular function: hydrolase activity.